Messenger RNA from Manihot esculenta (cassava), 1775 nucleotides. RefSeq names its product ACT domain-containing protein ACR9. The transcript is spliced from 6 exons. Lineage: Eukaryota; Viridiplantae; Streptophyta; Magnoliopsida; Malpighiales; Euphorbiaceae. The record is from RefSeq and is a predicted model, not a curated record. Bases 184 to 1449 code for a protein of 421 amino acids.
GAAAUUUGCGCAAUCUCACCCCUCUUACUACCUGGACCUUAUCUGUGCUGCGCCACCUCGCCUCCCAGAAUAGAAACCCACCUGAAACUUCCGCCUUCCGACAAUAUCCAAAGCCGACAGCUCUCUAACCUUAACAUUUUUGCAGGGACAGUUCCGUACUCUUUCACUGUCUCCCGCAAAACAAUGGGGAUCCCUAGCGGCGACGAUGUCGUUUUAAUCCAACAACCCAAGAGCUCCGGUGACUCCACCAUCGUAACCGUCAAUUGCCCCGAUGAAGCUGGUCUUGGCUGCGACCUCUGCCGUAUAAUUCUCGAGUUUGGCCUUUCCAUUACUCGCGCAGACUUUUCAACCGAUGGAAGAUGGUGUUACAUAGUAUUCUGGGUGGUUCCAGACUCCAUCCCACAUGGAUUCGAUUGGGAUAGCUUGAAAAACCGGCUCUCUUAUGCGACCCCUCCUUGUUUGGUUCCAUUCUACUUUGAUCAGAAGUCUAAUGGUCCCUCACUGCCUCCACUCUAUCUCUUGAAAGUUUGGUUUGUUGACCAAAAAGGGUUGCUGCAUGAUGUUACUAAAGUACUUACUGAGCUUGAAUUUACAAUUCAAAGAGUGAAAGUGAUGAAAACGCCGGAUGGGAAAGUUCUAGACUUGUUCUUCAUCACAGAUGGCAUGGAACUUUUGCACACAGAAAAAAGGCAGGGCGACACAUGCAAACAUCUGGUUUCUGCUUUUAAAGAAUAUUGCAUCAGCUGCGAACUUCAGCUGGCAGGACCUGAAUAUGAAAGUCUCCAGGCUUUCUCUUCCCUCCCGCAGGCAAUUGCAGCGGAAUUGUUUAGCUGUGAACCAUCAGAAGGUAAAUCAUGUACCCAAGCAUUCUGCACAGAUAGAGCAAAAGCAGAGAAGGCUUCUGUUACAAUGGAUAAUCAGUUGAGCCCAGCUCAUACAGUACUUCAAAUUCAAUGUAUUGAUCAGAAAGGCCUAUUAUAUGACAUAUUGAGGACCUCGAAGGACUGCAAUAUCCAGAUUGCUUAUGGUAGAUUCGCUUCAAAUGUAAAAGGAUGCCGGAAUAUGGACUUGUUUAUUCAACACACCAAUGGGAAGAAGAUAGUAGAUUCUAAGCUUCUGCUUACUCUUUGUUCUCGUCUAAAGGCAGAGAUGCUUCAUCCAUUUCGAGUGAUUAUCGUCAACCGCGGCCCAGAUACAGAACUCUUGGUUGCUAACCCUGUUGAAUUAUGUGGAAGAGGAAGACCUCGUGUAUUCUAUGAUGUUACUUUGGCUCUAAAAACAUUAGGAGUUUGCAUAUUCUCUGCUGAAAUUGGAAGACACUCAACGAAGGAUCAGCAAUGGGAAGUCUACAGAUUUCUCUUAGAUGAAAAUGGUAAAGGUCCAUUAGCAAGUGGUCGAGCCAGAAAAGAGAUAGUGGACAGAGUGAGACGGACAUUGAUGGGCUGGUAAGAGCUGCACCUCGACGAUCCUGGCGGCCAGGAACAAAGUUAUGCUGUCUCACAGUUAUUCUCAAGCUGGACAUCUCAGCACAGCAGAGGGAGGGGAUCGGUAUUUGCUAACGUCGGAAGAAGGCUGAUUUAAGGUUGUCCAUUGAGAUGAUUUGUACUAUUAUUGCUUUGUUGGCUCCAUGUUUUGCUGUGUAAUCAAGAGAAUCAUCCUUGUUCAUCCACAUCAUUCUUGAUGGAUAGCUCAGGCAACUGGCUUCAGUUGGCGUUUGUAAAUAUCUUCAAGUUGUAUUAAAUUGUUAAUAAUAAUAAUAAAUUUUGAAGCCAAAA